Messenger RNA from Colias croceus (clouded yellow), 2032 nucleotides. Its product is annotated as bifunctional purine biosynthesis protein ATIC. Gene Ontology annotation, biological process: 'de novo' IMP biosynthetic process. Gene Ontology annotation, cellular component: cytosol. The record is from RefSeq and is a predicted model, not a curated record. The transcript has 12 exons. Bases 220 to 2004 code for a protein of 594 amino acids. Gene Ontology annotation, molecular function: IMP cyclohydrolase activity; phosphoribosylaminoimidazolecarboxamide formyltransferase activity. NCBI's taxonomy places the organism in Eukaryota, Metazoa, Arthropoda, Insecta, Lepidoptera, Pieridae.
GUGGGAUGUGUCAACUGUCAAAUAAAUGUGUUUCAUGUUUGUAUUGCGUGCCUAAAAUUAAUUUCUUUCGUACAUUUUGAAUUUAUUUACUGUUUGUAUUCAAACGAUAAUCAAUCGCCCUUUUACUUCGCAUUUAAGAACCCCUGUAAAAGGUCAAGUGAUAUUGAACUUGCUGUUAUAUUUAGAGAUCAGUUGGAAUUUAUCAAUUGAACUAUCAACAUGGCUGCUAAUGGAAAAUUGGCGCUUUUAAGCGUCUCCGACAAGACUGGUCUGUUACCACUCGCGAAAUACCUUUCCGAGAUCGGUCUGAACCUUGUUGGUAGCGGAGGUACUGCAGCAGCUCUACGCAAUGCUGGUCUGAAAGUGCUCGAUGUGUCAGACAUCACAGGGGCUCCGGAAAUGCUGAGAGGACGAGUCAAGUCCUUGCAUCCAGCUGUGCACGCGGGGAUCUUAUCGAGGCUCACCGACUCCGACCAAGCCGACAUGAAACGCCAGAACUACGACAUGAUAAGCGUCGUAGUUUGCAACCUAUACCCAUUUGUGGAGACAGUUUCCAAACCAAACGUCACAAUAGCUGAUGCAGUAGAGAACAUCGAUAUUGGAGGAGUGACGCUAUUAAGAGCUGCGGCCAAGAACCAUGAUAGAGUGACUGUUAUAUGCGAUCCGGCGGAUUAUAAUGUGGUUAUCGAGGAAUUAAAGAAGAAUGCUGAUCGGCAAACGUCUUUAGAGACUAGGCAAAGACUAGCUCUAAAGGCGUUCACACACACGUCGCAAUACGACACAGCGAUUUCGGACUACUUCCGUAAACAAUAUUCCGCUGGACAGUCACAGUUAACACUCAGAUAUGGAAUGAAUCCCCACCAAAAGCCCGCCCAAGUGUUCACCACACAAGACAAACUUCCGCUAACAACCCUGAACGGUUCACCCGGCUUCAUUAACCUGUGCGAUGCGUUGAACGCAUGGCAACUGGUAUAUGAGCUCAGUGCAGCACUGGGGUUGCCAGCUGCGACGAGCUUCAAGCACGUGUCGCCAGCUGGAGCGGCUGUGGGGUUGCCAUUGUCACAAGAGGAGGCGUCAGUAUGUAUGGUCAGCGAUUUGCUACCAAAAUUGACUCCUCUAGCGUGCGCGUACGCACGAGCACGUGGUGCGGAUAGAAUGAGUUCCUUCGGAGAUUUCAUUGCCAUAUCCCAUACUUGUGACGAAGUUACAGCCAAGAUUAUUAGCAGGGAGGUAUCUGAUGGUAUUAUAGCACCGGGGUAUAGUAAGGAAGCCUUGGAUAUACUGAAAAAGAAGAAGGGCGGCAAUUAUUGUGUUUUGCAGAUGGACCCAAGCUACACACCUGAGUUAAUGGAACAGAAAACUAUCUUCGGUCUCACACUAGAACAGCGCAGGAACGACGCUAAAAUAACAGCGGAAUUAUUCAAGAACAUUGUGACAAAUAAUAAGAAUCUUCCGGAGAACGCUAUCAGGGAUUUGAUAGUGGCAACUAUCGCUUUGAAGUACACGCAGAGUAAUUCUGUUUGUUUCGCUAAGGAUGGUCAGGUGGUAGGCAUCGGCGCGGGCCAGCAGUCGCGCAUCCACUGCACGCGGCUGGCGGGCGGCAAGGCAGCGCUGUGGUGGCUGCGGCAUCACCCACGUGUGCUGGCUAUGCGCUUCAAGGCGGGCAUCAGUCGCGCGAUACAAGCCAACGCGAUCGAUAACUACGUGAGCGGCACUAUUGGGUCAGACCUACCGCUAGACCAAUGGAACGGUUUGUUCGAGGGAGCUGCUCCGGCCCUUUUCACAGAAGAAGAGAAAAACGAAUGGAUCACCAAAUUGGAUAAAGUGGCGCUGGCUUCGGACGCUUUCUUCCCGUUCAGAGACAAUAUUGAUAGGGCUGCGCAGGUUGGUGUGGAAUACAUCGGCAGCCCAGCUGGCUCCAACAACGAUCAAGAAGUUAUUGAAGCCUGCAACGAACACAAAAUCACACUGGCACACACCAACCUCAGACUGUUCCACCAUUGAUAUGAAUACAUAAAUUAAUAAAUUUUGG